Molecule: messenger RNA, 837 nt
Organism: Gadus macrocephalus (Pacific cod)
Lineage: Eukaryota; Metazoa; Chordata; Actinopteri; Gadiformes; Gadidae
Gene: cbr4
Product: carbonyl reductase 4
Exons: 6
Coding region: 71-787 (238 amino acids)
Biological process (GO): fatty acid biosynthetic process
Molecular function (GO): quinone binding; oxidoreductase activity, acting on the CH-OH group of donors, NAD or NADP as acceptor
Source: RefSeq, a predicted model, not a curated record
GAAAGAUGGCGACCUACACGCAGGAGCACUAGUUUGGAGAACAACACACAACAUAUCAGGUUCCGUCGGGAUGUCCCGUCUGGCGGUGGUGACCGGGGGGUCCCGCGGCAUCGGGGCCGCCGUGGCCCGGCUCCUGGCCUCCAAGGGGUGCCGGGUGGCGGUGGUCUCCCGCGACCUGGACGCCGCCCGCGCCGCCGUGGCGUCGCUGGAAGGAGACGGACACGUGGCUCUGAGCUGCGAUGUGUCCCAGGAGCUCGAGGUGAAGGCCGCCUUCCAGGAGAUCCUCCAGUCCUGCGGAAAGAUCACGUACCUGGUGAACUCAGCCGGCAUCAACAGGGACGGCCUCCUCCUGCGUCAGAGGGCGUCAGACAUGCGCCCCCUGCUGGAGGUGAACCUGAUGGGCUCCAUGCUGACCUGCCGGGCCGCGCUGCCCAGCAUGCUGCGCUCUCCUGGGGCCGCCGUGCUCAACAUAGGCUCGGUGGUGGGUCUGAAGGGGCGGGCCGGUCAGUGCGUCUACGCGGCCAGUAAGGCGGGGCUGGAGGGCUUCACCCGCUCCCUGGCCAAGGAGGUGGGGGCCCGGGGGGUCAGGGUCAACAUGCUGCUCCCAGGCUUCAUCAGGACCUCCAUGACGGAGGCGCUCCAGGCCUCCCCCCAGCUCCUCCCCAUCCCCCUGGGCCGGGUGGGGGAGGUGGAGGAGGUGGCGCAGGCCGCACUCUUCCUGCUUCUCUCUCCCUACGUCACGGGCCAGGCGCUGCUGGUGGACGGGGGUGUGGGCCUGCACAUGUAGACCUGGACCGGGACAUGGAGCAGGACCGGGAGCCGGACCUGGACCGGGAC